GUAAACACAGGUAAACGACCACCAUCGCAAUUUUUACCUGUUCCGAGCAAAUUUCGAGGAAAGGGUACCCGCCCUGCGUAGUUCAGGACAGUGUUUAAGAAGGAUUUCGGCUCGUGCAGGGGUCGCUACGUCGUGUCUGACGCGAAAAAACGUCUCUCUGAUGCCCACCGAAGCAGCUGGAAACGCAUUGCGGUGCGCGAUCGCAUAAGCUGCCGAGAAACCGCGCUCCCUUCCAAAACAAUCAUCUUGCUGCUGUUGUCGGGAUCAGCGCGCGCCUUGCGAUGUUAGUCGACGGCUCGUGUCCUGUGCGCGCUUAAAGGGAAGGCAACAGGCGGCAAUGAUCCAGCAAGAGAGGUACGCUACGACCAAUCGCCACGGUUAUUCCGUGCGAUACUCGCCGUUCAACCCGACCAUCUUCGCCUGCGCGACAGCGCAGAACUACGGCAUUCAAGGACGGGGAACGCUCUUUAUCCUCGAUUAUGUGCCGGGAACGCCGAUUCGUUUGGUGAAAGCUUUCGAAUGGCCCUACGGCCUCUACGACGUUACCUGGAGCGAGUUGGAGGAAGAUGUUGUCAUCGGAGCUGGCGCCGACGGGAACAUAAUAUUCAUCGCACUGAACCGAGCUAACGUUCCACGGCUAAUACUGAAAGGGCACACCAAAGAAGUGUAUUCCAUCGACUGGAGUCAAACACGCCAAGAACAACUUCUCUUGUCAGGUUCCUGGGAUCAUCUGGUCAAAGUGUGGGACCCGGAAGCGGGCAACCUGCUGUCAACUUUCACUGGUCAUACGAACAAAGUCUACGCUGUAGCCUGGUCUCCACGCAUUCCAGGACUGUUUGCGUCUGUUGCGGGAGAUGGAUCUCUCUGCCUGUGGAAUCUCCAGCAGCCUGCACCCCUGGCCGCCAUACCGGCGCACAGUUGUGAAAUACUCAGCUGCGAUUGGUCCAAGUAUGAACAGCACAUCCUGGCAACGGGUGGCAUUGACAACCUGAUUCGAGGUUGGGACUUGCGGAACGCAGCCAGACCGUUAUUCGAGCUCCGUGGCCAUGGCUAUGCUGUUCGAAAAGUCAAGUUUUCACCACACAGUGCGUCGCUCUUGGCUUCGGCUUCAUAUGACUUUUCAACCAGACUUUGGGACUGGAAGGAAUCCAAUGAGGCCCUCCUCAUUCUGAAGAACCACAAGGAGUUCACAUAUGGAUUGGACUUCAAUCUCCAUGUACAGAAUCAGAUUGCAGACUGCAGCUGGGACCAGACCAUCUGCAUCUCUCAACUUCCCGACAGUCACAAACCCCAGUGAAGAAAAAAAGAAAGGAGAAACGCUUGGUGUCAAAACAAGUCAGCGAAUAAACUACUAUGGUACAGUAUUAAGAAAACAGGCCAUGUCAUACACACGGCUGCUCCUGGCAAGACGGCAUGAAAUUUUGGGUGUACUGUAGCCACACACCCAGAAAUAAAGGAACAAAACACGUCAAAACAUUGCGAGUGUUGCCUUGUCACUGGCAAAAAACAAGAGAUCAUUUAAAUUAUGACUUAAUUUCUCGCAGAAUAC
Molecule: messenger RNA, 1549 nt
Organism: Rhipicephalus sanguineus (brown dog tick)
Lineage: Eukaryota; Metazoa; Arthropoda; Arachnida; Ixodida; Ixodidae
Product: peroxisomal targeting signal 2 receptor
Exons: 10
Coding region: 338-1297 (319 amino acids)
Biological process (GO): protein import into peroxisome matrix
Cellular component (GO): cytosol; peroxisomal matrix
Molecular function (GO): protein binding
Source: RefSeq, a predicted model, not a curated record